Messenger RNA from Pogonomyrmex barbatus (red harvester ant), 2650 nucleotides. RefSeq lists its product as uncharacterized. The record is from RefSeq and is a predicted model, not a curated record. NCBI's taxonomy places the organism in Eukaryota, Metazoa, Arthropoda, Insecta, Hymenoptera, Formicidae.
UUAUUUAAGUGUCUAUAUAUGUCUGCAUUUUAUUUACAUCUUUUAAAAAUUUUAUUUGAGUUUAUUUUUCUCUUCCCUUCAAAAAACACACAAGACUUUUAUAAUACAGCCGGUGUAAAAUUAAAAUAUCGCUCUACAGAUUUUAUAUUGUCGAUUUUAUAAACGCAGCACGAAAGACAGAAUUUUGUGCGCGACGUGUUAUCUACUGCUGGGAUAUGUCGUACACAUUGUACUACGUAAUUCAUAAAAGAACUUUCGUAGACGUAGGGGCGUUACGCGACAGCCCUCUGCCGAAUUGGAACCGCGACUCCUCAGCUGUUGUCGGUCCGUGUCGGUCGAUGUCACCCGAAUCGCCAGCGGGUUUUAGGUUAACCAGACGGCUGUGAGACCGGGUAAAGAGAGCGCGGUGUUUCUGAAGUGUGCCAUUAGACAGCUGUAGGUCAUUUGACGAUCCUCCGUCGAGAACGCCGCCUUCAGCGAAGAAACGAACGACUGGGCUGUUAAAUGACUAGAUAAUUUAAUAAGCGAUCAUGGCAACGCCCACCUGUGAUAAGAAAGCGAGGGUGAUUGUUCUAGGAGGAUGCGGUUUCAUUGGACGCAAUCUCGUGGAGUAUCUGCUGGAUAACGAUCUGGUCUCCUACAUACGAGUCGUGGACAAGGUGCCGCCGCAGACUGCAUGGCUUAACAAGAAGCACCAGCAGGUGUUUGAGCACCCUCUGCUCGAAUUCAAAAGCGCUAAUUUGAUUAAUACAGCUUCCUGCCAAAAUGCAUUUGCAUCUGAUGAACCUAUUGACUAUGUGUUCAAUUGUGCUGGGGAGACAAAGAGUGGUCUCACUGAUCUGGUCUAUAAAGAAGGCAUUUACAAAUUGAGCAUAAGCUGCGCCCAGCAAGCAGCUAAGAUUAAGGUCUCACGUUACGUGGAAAUAUCCUCUGGCAACUUGAACACCUCGGAAAAGAUUCCUCACAAGGAAGACGACGCUGGAGAACCAUGGACAUUUAUCGCAAAAUACAAGCUGCAAGUAGAACAUGAAUUGAAAAAUAUACCAGAUUUGAAAUAUACUAUACUUAGACCAGCUAUUGUAUAUGGCUGCGGAGAUAGAAAUGGUCUAGCACCGAGAUUGAUAGUGGGCGCAGUUUAUAAGCAUUUAGGAGAAAUGAUGAAAUUGCUCUGGGGACCGGAUCUUCAUAUGAACACCGUUCAUGUGAGAGAUGUUGCUAGAGCUAUCUGGCAUGUAGCUAAUAGACCGGAGACAAUAGGCCAAACGUACAAUCUCGUGGACGACGGAGAUUCUACUCAAGGUUCCAUCAGUGCCAUAGUUUCAGAACUGUUUAACAUUAACCAUGAUUAUUGGGGCACUGCACUGUCUACACUGGCUAAAACUGAUAUGAGCUCAGUUGUUGAGGAGGUAAAUGACAAACACAUGAGCCCUUGGGCGGAAGCUUGUCGCAAAGACGGAGUGGAGAAUAGUCCUCUUUCUCCGUACAUAGAUCAAGAACUUCUAUAUAACAAGCACUUGUAUCUACAACCCGGGAAACUGUCAAAUACCACGGGAUUUAAGUAUUUAUAUCCUAAACUGACGAAAGAUGCUCUUACAGAGGUACUUAAUGAUUAUGUGAGCAUGAGGAUUUUUCCACAUUCUUUGAUCCUGUGAAUCGUUUUAGCAAUACCGACUGCCGAAUUCGAAUAUCAUUCGAUUCUCUUUUGCAUGAUGAUGCUAAAUAUUGAUGUUAAUGAAUACCAGGUACAUACAGAUGUCGAGCGUCAUUUCACCUUGUGCCUAGGAAGGUUCUAUACGAGUUACAUAUAUUCUAUUAUACACGUUAUACAUCUUUACUUGACGUUUUUACACGCCGAUGAAUAAUGGAUUUUAUAGAAAAGGGCAUAUAUACGAAAUCUAAGUACUUCGUAGGCGGCCUAUUGCCAAUGUGAUAAAAUAGCAAUUAACGUACUUAAUUUUACCAUAGUUCUGAAAGCACGGAACUUCUUCGCACUUUAAAAACGGGCUAGUCAAACAUUGGCAUUUGGGAACGAUUCGGAACAAUGUUAAGGUCCUAUACAUAAAAAUGCAUAAAGACAUCUAAACAUAAGAUCAUUUAUAAUCUCUAAAUUGGUUUCGAUGAAUAUUUUAGAAGAUUAUUCGAUCACAAAGGGAAAGAAAGCUUUUUAUAUACCAUUUUUCAAGACUAUGAACUAUACUAAUCAAGUUGUUGAAAACUUAUACACUUAUUAGAUAUAUAAUAGGAAUUUAUUUUAUAUGUGCUACAUUCCGAGAGAUCUGUCUCUUCCACAAGCUGUGAAUCAAGUUCAGAAGUCAUUUUAUUCCGAUUGAACAACUAUCAUACGCAUAAUUUUAUCAAUAACUCGACCUAAGUGCGACCUAAAGAAUCGUAUUAAAUUAAGUACAAACAUUGUUAGAGAUGCGUUUAAAAAAUAUUCCUUAUCGAUAUAUGUAUGAUUGUUCAUAUUGAUAGAUUUAUAUACAAAUUAUGCGCGUUUGCACGCAUACGUUUAAUAUAAAACAAAAAGAAAAAUGAUAUCUUUUUGGCGUUAAAUAAAGAUAUUAAUAUUAUACUUUCGACUAUAUUCUGUUGUUAUGCAAUAAUGUUGCUACGAAUUCUUUGAUAAUAAAGUUGCUCUCCAUUUGUGAAA